GAAGCUCUUGCUCAUCAUGCGCCGCUUUGAGCUUCUCUUCCUCCUCCUCCUCCUCUGCUCGCCGUGUCUCUUCUCUGUCUCCGAUGGGAGGAGGAUGACGGCGCAGACGAAUGACUUGCAGCCGUCGUCUCCCAUUCGCGCGGUGAACCUCGGAGGGUGGCUUGUCACCGAGGGCUGGAUCCUGCCAUCCCUCUUCGAUAACAUUGUCAACAAAGAUCUUCUGGAUGGCACUCAGCUCCAGUUCAAGUCGGUGACCCAGGGGAUGUACCUCUCAGCUGAACAGGGCGGAGGCGCCAGCAUCGUCGCCAACCGGGCGAGUGCCUCGGGGUGGGAGACCUUCAAGCUAUGGAGGAUCAACGACGACACAUUCAAUCUCAAGGUGUUCGACAACCACUUCGUCACCAUCGCCGGCGACGGUGUCACCGUCACCGCGACCGUGGGUUCACCGGGGCCAGGGGAGGCGUUCCAGUUUCAGAUGUUGCGUAACAGCAAUAACGUUCUGACCCAUCUGCGCAUCAGGGCACCAAAUGGAAGGUUCCUGCAGGCCAAGACAAAGGGCUCAGUUACAGCAGAUUAUGAUGGUGAAAGCACGAGCUGGCGCGACAAUGACCCAUCGGUGUUUGCAGUCACAAACGUGUAUGGUCUUCGAGGGGAGUACCAACUCUGCAAUGGCUAUGGUAGAACAAAAGCCACACAAGUGCUCAGGGAACAUUGGAGCACGUACAUAGUUGAGAGUGAUUUCCAAUUCAUCUCAACAAGUGGGCUAAAUGCAGUUAGAAUUCCAGUUGGUUGGUGGAUAGCCAGCGAUCCCAGUCCUCCAGCUCCUUUCGUCGGUGGAUCCCUCGAAGCCUUGGAUAACGCAUUUCAAUGGGCAGAGAAGUAUAACUUGGGAGUCAUUGUGGACUUGCAUGCUGCACCUGGUUCUCAGAACCCGUUUGAACACAGCGCCUCCAAAGAUGGUUCCCGGGAGUGGGGCACCACAGAUGCAAACAUAGCCCAAACCGUCCAAGUCAUCGAUUUCCUUGCAUCCAGAUAUACGAGCAGCCCAAGCCUGCUAGCCAUUGAGCUGCUGAACGAGCCACAGGGACCCGGCGUCUCUCUGGAAGCUCUGACGAAAUACUACAAGGACGGCUACGACGCCGUGCGCAAGCACACGGCGACGGCGUACGUGAUCAUGUCCAACCGGCUGUCGGCGGAGAAAAACACGGAGCUGCUCGACUUCGCCGGCGGCCUGCCCGGCGCCGUCGUCGACGUGCACUACUACAACCUCUACACCGGCGAGUUCAACGGCCUGACCGUGGAGCAGAACAUCGAGUACGUGAGGACCAAACGUGCGGAUGAGCUCGCCACUGUCACCAGGCAGAAUGGCCGGCCAUUGUCAUUUGUGGGAGAGUGGGUGGCAGAGUGGAACGUGAACACAACUGAUGGGAACUAUCAGAGGUUUGCACAAAUCCAGCAAGACGUGUAUGGUCGAGCUAGCUUCGGAUGGGCCUAUUGGACGUUCAAGAACGUGAACCACCACUGGAGCAUGGAGUGGAUGAUCAAGAAUGGAAUCAUCUCACUCAAAAACUAGAAAUGAAUAUGGGUGUCGCCUCCCAUUCGAGCGGUGAACCUCGGAGGGUGGCUCGUCACCGAGGGAUGGAUACUCCCAUCCCUCUUCGAUGGCAUUCUUAACAAAGACCUUCUGGACGGAACCCAGCUCCAGUUCAAGUCGGUGACCCAAAACAUGUACCUGUGCGCCGAGCAAGGCGGCGGCACCAUCCUCGUCGCCAAUCGGACGAGCGCCUCGGGGUGGGAGACCUUCAAGCUAUGGAGGAUCGACGAGAACACCUUCAACCUCAGGGUGUUCGACAACCACUUCGUGACUGUCGCCAGCGAUGGCGCCACCGUUGUCGCAACGGUGGCCUCGCCGGGGGCGGGGGAGGCGUUCCACCUCGUGCGCAACGACGACCAGACCCGUGCUCGCAUAAGGGCCCCCAAUGGGAGGUUUCUGCAGGCGAGGACAAGGGACUUGGUUACGGCAGAUUAUGAUGGAAGCAGCACAAAUUGGGGCGACGAUGACCCCUCGGUGUUUGUGGUCACCAGGGUCGGCGGUCUACAAGGGGAGUACCAAAUCUGCAAUGGCUAUGGUAAAGCAAAGGCCACACAAGUGCUCAGGCAACACUGGCGCACAUACAUAGUGGAGAAUGACUUCAAGUUCAUAUCAACAAGUGGUCUAAACGCAGUGAGAAUCCCAGUUGGAUGGUGGAUUGCUAGCGACCCCAAUCCUCCUGCUCCUUUCGUGGCAGGAUCUCUCCAAACCUUGGAUAAUGCAUUCAAAUGGGCAGAGAAGUAUAACUUGGGAGUGAUCGUGGACUUGCACGCUGCACCUGGGUCACAGAACCCAUACGAGCACAGUGCCUCCAAAGACGGCUCACAGGAGUGGGGCGCCACGGAUGCCAACAUAGCACAAACCGUCAAAGUCAUCGAUUUCCUCACAAACAGAUAUAAGAGAAGCCCAAGCCUCCUGGCAGUGGAGCUCCUGAACGAGCCGCUGGCACCGGGCGCGUCUCUCCCGGCUCUGAUGAAAUACUACAAGGACGGCUACGACGCCGUGCGCAAGUACACGUCGACGGCGUACGUGAUCAUGUCCAACCGGCUGUCGGCGAGCAACACGGAGCUCCUCGACUUCGCCGGCGGCCUGCCGGGCGCCGUCGUCGACGUGCACUACUACAACCUCUUCACCAGCGACUUCGACGGCCUCACCGUGCAGCAGAACAUCGACUUCGUCAGGAACAGCCGCUCGGCCGAGCUCGCCACCGUCACCAGGCAGAACGGCCGGCCACUGACAUUUGUGGGAGAGUGGGUGGCAGAGUGGAAAGUACAGGGAGCAUCUGACCAGGAUUACCAGAGGUUUGCACAGGCCCAGAUAGAUGUGUACGGGAAAGCUACCUUCGGAUGGGCCUACUGGACCUUCAAGAACGUCAACAACCACUGGAGCAUGGAGUGGAUGAUCAACAAUGGGAUCAUCUCUCUCAACAACAACUAAUAUAUCUGUUUCUAGUCUUUUUUUCUAAACGUAUUAGAGCACAUAAAUAGGCCUAUAAGCAAGGCCAAUCAUCAGUGAUCAGUAGAUCGAUGCUGGGAGCAUGUACUUCGCAUACGUAUGUACACAACUAAUAAUUAGUGAAUAAGAGUAGCAAAAGCUCAAGCUGAAAUAAAAGAGAAAAAAUAAAGCUUGUUGUUUGAUUUUCUUUAAAAGUAGGAUUUUAACCUUGUAAGAGUUAAUUGAGUCAUUCACAUCCUUAAAUAAAAAUCAGAUAAUACUUCAAUCAUAUAAUCUC
Oryza brachyantha (malo sina) is the source of this 3323-nucleotide messenger RNA. RefSeq lists its product as uncharacterized. Gene Ontology annotation, biological process: actin filament bundle assembly; carbohydrate metabolic process; cell migration. NCBI's taxonomy places the organism in Eukaryota, Viridiplantae, Streptophyta, Magnoliopsida, Poales, Poaceae. Gene Ontology annotation, cellular component: cytoplasm; actin cytoskeleton. The record is from RefSeq and is a predicted model, not a curated record. Gene Ontology annotation, molecular function: hydrolase activity, hydrolyzing O-glycosyl compounds; actin filament binding. The transcript has 14 exons.